Molecule: messenger RNA, 1693 nt
Organism: Fukomys damarensis (Damara mole-rat)
Lineage: Eukaryota; Metazoa; Chordata; Mammalia; Rodentia; Bathyergidae
Gene: Odad4
Product: tetratricopeptide repeat domain 25
Exons: 10
Coding region: 151-1503 (450 amino acids)
Cellular component (GO): cytoplasm
Molecular function (GO): protein binding
Source: RefSeq, a predicted model, not a curated record
GUGGCCAGGGCGGAAGGACGCUCCGGCCGGGCGGAGGUUACCCCGCGUCUCUCGGUUGCUAGGAGCCGGGCUUCCACCAGCCGGGCAGAAGUUCUGCGGCUUCUUCUUCGCCUCGCUUUCUCCGCUCCUGCUGCUCCCGGCCGAGCCGUGAUGGCGGACCCGGAGGCUGAGGUCCUGCGCAGCACCUUUCCCUCCUACAUGGCGGAGGGCGAGAGGCUCUAUCUGUGCGGAGAGUUCGCGAAGGCCGCCCAGAGCUUCAGCAACGCUCUUCACCUUCAGACGGGAGACAAAAACUGCCUGGUGGCCCGCUCCAAGUGCUACCUAAAGAUGGGGGACCUGGGGAAUUCCCUGAAGGAUGCUGAGGCCUCACUCCAGGGUGACCCGACUUUCUGCAAGGGCAUCUUGCAAAAGGCGGAGACGCUGUACACUAUGGGGGAUUUCGAGUUCGCCCUGGUCUUCUACCAUCGAGGCUACAAGCUGCGGCCCGACCGGGAAUUCAAAGUGGGGAUUCAAAAAGCGCAGGAAGCCAUCAACAACUCAGUGGGAAGUCCUUCCUCAGUUAAGCUGGAGAACAGAGGCGACCUUGCUUUCCUGAGCAAGCAGGCAGAGAGCCUGAAAGCCCAGCAGCAGCCCCAGCCCAGGAAGCAGGCGCUGCACCACGUGCAGAGGGAGGCGAAGCCGAAGGGCUCACUCAAGAGCGAGAAGACAGUGCGCCAGCUGCUGGGCGAGCUCUACGUGGACAGGGACUACCUGGAGAAGCUGCUGCUGGACGAAGACCUCAUCCGGGGCACCAUCCGGAGCGGCGUGACGGUGGAGGACCUCAUCCUGACCGGCAUCAACUACCUGGACACCCGCAGCAGCUUCUGGCAGCAGCAGAAGCCGAUCUACGCCCGCGAGCGCGACCGGAAGCUGAUGAGGGACCGGUGGCUGCGAGACCGCGGGCGGACCCCAGCGCAGACCGCGCACUACGUGCUCAAGAGCCUGGAGGACAUCGACAUGCUGCUGAGCAGCGGCAGCGCCGAGAGCAGCCUGCAAAAGGCGGAGAAAGUGCUGAAGAAGGUGCUGGACUGGGGCCGCGACGAGGUGCCCAACAGGGAUGAGCUGCUGGGCAGCCUGCACAGCUGCAUCGGGAAUGCGCAGCUGGAGCUGGGGCACACGGUGGCCGCGCUGCAGAGCCACCGCCGCGACCUGGAGAUCGCUCAGGAGCACAACCUCCCUGACGCAAAAUCCAGGGCCCUGGACAACAUCGGCAGGGUCUUCGCCCGCAUCGGGAAAUUCCAGCAGGCUAUCGACACGUGGGAGGAGAAGAUCCCCCUGGCCAAGACUGCGCUGGAGAAGACCUGGCUGCUGCACGAGAUCGGGCGCUGCUACCUGGAGCUGGACCAGGCCCUGCAGGCCCAGUACUAUGGCGAGAGGUCACUGCAGUAUGCUGAGGAGGAGGGCGACGUCGAGUGGCAGCUGAACGCCAGUGUCCUGGUGGCGCAGGCGCAAGGCCUUGGAUGAUGCCAACAAGGGCGUCAUUGAAGAGCUGAAGAAAACCAGCUUCAGGGAGACAUUAAAAGACACAGGUGAGGUCCUGGACCAAGAGGGACAGUGAAGCCGCCUUCUCUCCUGCAGUGCUGGCCAGAGGACACUGCCCACUGAGCCGCUCUCUGCCACCUCUUCCUCCAGUUUUUGUUUUUGUUUUUUUAGA